AUGGGAAAAGAAGAAAUAUCAGGGAGCGCAGCAGCUGUGGAGAGCAUGCCGCCGGUUAAAGAGCCCGCAGCCACCGAAAAAGAUGACGUGAAAAAGCAAGACAAAACAGACGAAAAAAACAAAGCAGAGGUGCCUGAAGCAGGCGCAAACGCGGAGGCUAUUAACCAUGAAGAGGCGUCAGGAAGAAAGAAGAUAAAGCUUGGCAACAAUUCUUACUACGUGGUGAGUCUUGAAGAGAUAGACAGAUACAUAGAGCUAAAAGACACAUACAAGUCAGACGCAAUGUCUGCAUUUAUAGUCUACAUGCACAAAGACUUCAUUGCAGACUUGAAAAGCAUAAGGAGAAGACACAGCGUGAAAAAAGGGCUCUUUUUGAUUCUCGGCAUUUUUACUCUGAUCAUCAUAGCUCUUGCAGCGGUAGCCAUUCUUCGCUAA
Molecule: messenger RNA, 435 nt
Organism: Nematocida minor
Lineage: Eukaryota; Fungi; Microsporidia
Exons: 1
Coding region: 1-435 (144 amino acids)
Source: RefSeq, a predicted model, not a curated record